Kluyveromyces lactis is the source of this 1869-nucleotide messenger RNA. It is a transcript of the gene SPO21, whose product is annotated as Spo21p. NCBI's taxonomy places the organism in Eukaryota, Fungi, Ascomycota, Saccharomycetes, Saccharomycetales, Saccharomycetaceae. The transcript has a single exon. Bases 1 to 1869 code for a protein of 622 amino acids. The record is from RefSeq and is a predicted model, not a curated record.
AUGAUGGAAGGUUCACACACUGUCCGUAUGAAUAGACCACCUGAACUAUCUGAAUACUCCAUAAAGGAAGAUAAUUCUACUUCGUCUUCCGAUAAUGAUUAUGAGAACCAGACAGCUGAUAAGCCCGUUUCUCAUGGUAUUCACGGGUUCAGCAACAUUUUGGGGUUUAGCAGAUCUAAAAGUUCGUCUUCAAUGAAUGAACAUAGAGGUUGGAAUAUAUUUCGAAGAGAACGAACUCCAACUCCUGCAAAUAAACUGGCUUUAGAUGAUAAAGAAGAUCGAGCUUAUGAUCCAAAGGAAGUGAGCUGGUGGAGCAAAUCCAUCCAUAGAUCUAGACCAAACACUGAACCUACCAAUAAUGUCAAUCUUUUUGACGAAGCUAUUUCGCCGGAGGAAAAACUUCUUCUUUCAGCUAAUGAUAGGUUAGAAGCGAUGUUACAAGAUUCCUUUGAAAAUGUUGUUGAUAAUAGUGCCAGCCCCACCAAAAAAGAUGAUCCUAUUGAAACGAGUGACUCGGAUACUACUGACAUGGAUUCUUUGCGUGAAGCUUCAAGAAUCAUAAAAUCAAAAGUUCAAACGAUUGACAAUGAUAGCCCAGAAACGCCUCCAAAUGAACCAGCCAUGAAAGUACAUUUCAAACCUUCAAAUCAUGAAAUUUCUAUUUAUGAUUAUGUGUAUGAAUCUCCAAAUGCAAAAAACUCCAAGAACAUAGAUUUAAUGAUGGUGGAUACAAAUUCUGUGACGUUUGGUAAGUUUCAACGAAUUGCUUCAUGUUUGAAAACGGGCUGUGAUCCUUUGAGAUCAGAUCAAUCAAUUGUAGCUCUAUGCGAUUAUAUUUUAACCCUUUCAAAAGAAUGCAAUGCAAAGCUUUGUACUCUCGAAAGCACUAAGGAACAGGAAGAUGAAGAUAUAAAGUUCAAACUUGCGCAAACCGAAGAUCUAAAAGCUCGAUUAGAAGAUAUCACAAAUAAAUACGUUAAAAAUACUAAAGAAAUCGAUAAUGUGAAGGCAGAGAAUAACAAUCUUAAACUGAAAUUGAAGGAAGUUAUCGAAUUCAACAAUAUUUGCAAACAGUUCUUUGUUGAAUAUAAGGGCCAAAUUGCGUUGUUGAGUGAACAAAUCAAUAACGAGGUUACUAAAAACGAAACUUUAAAAGAGAAACAGGAAAGAAUUUCCAAGAACUAUGAAUCUGAAAAAUCACGGAAUAUGGAACUUUCAGAAAGUUUGGCUGUCUCUCAAGGUGUUUUACAGGAUAUGGAGAAAAAAUAUUUAGAAAACAUCAAUAAGACGACUGGUCCCGAGAUUGUACAGGACUUAUCAUGCUCACAUGCUGAGAAUUUGGACCUCAAAACUAAAAUUGAAAAAAUUACCAAAGGAAAUAGCAGGUUAGUGAAAGAUUGCCAAAGGGAGCGUAAGAAGGUAUUGGAUUUGCGUAAGCAGAAGGGACUAACAAGUAAAUACGUUGAUGGGAUUCUAGCUUUUCAAAAUUACUGCAUUCAGUUUUUAACUCAAUACAUCAUGUCUUUCAAAUCCGCUAUUGAUUUAGCUGAUCUCCUGCAUGUCGAACAGCAAUUAUUCCAAGUUUCAAGUUUUAACCCUCUCUCUUACAGAAACCUUGAAUAUCAUUCCGAAAGGGACCUUUUGGCGCAUUUGCAAUCUUUCGAAUCGGAUUCGAACGAGUUGUUCCAAAAUCUCAGCAAUAACAUCCUUGUACAAACAUUCAAGAAGUAUACGAUAGAACAAAACGCCAACAAAUUCCUCACUUCUCAGCUUCAAGUAUUGCGAAAAGAAUCUGCAGAUAAAGAUCGGUAUAUCGAAGCAAUCUUACAAGAAACAAAUAGUUUGAAACUGAAAUUAAGGGAAAAAUGA